Molecule: messenger RNA, 1512 nt
Organism: Branchiostoma floridae (Florida lancelet)
Lineage: Eukaryota; Metazoa; Chordata; Leptocardii; Amphioxiformes; Branchiostomatidae
Product: 1,2-dihydroxy-3-keto-5-methylthiopentene dioxygenase
Exons: 4
Coding region: 110-643 (177 amino acids)
Molecular function (GO): acireductone dioxygenase [iron(II)-requiring] activity
Source: RefSeq, a predicted model, not a curated record
ACCAGUCCAGGUCAUAGGUUACGAGACCAUACCUUGCGAAGUUGAGAACAAAUUUUCCCACAAUUUUGACCAUUUUUGCUGUCACAAGCUGUAACAUACAUAAGCCACGAUGGUUCGUGCUUGGUACAUGGAUGACUCUGACGCUGACCAGCGCGCUCCCCACAUGACAGACCCGCCCCAGCCCGUGGAACUGGACCAGCUCAAAGACAUCGGGGUCCUGCACUGGCAGCUGUCUGGAAAUGAGGACGAUGAAACUCUGGCUGGCAUCAGGAAGGAUCGUGGGUACUCCUACAAUGAUCUCAUCGAAAUCACCCCAGAAAAGCUGCCCAACUAUGAACAGAAGAUCAAGAUAUUUUUUGAGGAGCACAUCCAUCUUGACGAGGAGAUCAGGUACUGUGUCGGGGGGAGCGGGUACUUCGACGUUCGUGACAAGGGGGACAAGUGGAUCCGCAUCGAGAUGGAGAAGGGAGACCUGAUCGUCCUCCCAGCCGGUAUCUACCAUCGCUUCACUCUGGAUGAGAAGAACUACAUCAAAGCAAUGCGUCUGUUUGUCGGAGAGCCUGUAUGGACCCCGUACAAUCGUCCCGCUGAUGACAAGGAUGCCCGUAAGGAGUACCUGAAGACCAUGGGCCUGGCUGCUUAAGAAAUAUCAUCCAGACACUGAAUUGUUAUUAUGCAGGUUUCAAUCAACUAUAAUAAAGAUAUAUUUUUCAAGGGGCAGCUUUGUGCUCAUGCAAUGAUAAGAACGAUGAUAAGGUCAUGGCUUUCCAAUAACCUUUUCUGUUUGUAGAAAGUUCCUGAUUAUAUUAACCACAAUACGUUUAAUACUAUGACAUCAUACCUCAUCAACAUAUGCUUGAUGCAAGUUCUUGCCCAAAAGCUAAUCAUGAGUUACUAGGUUAUAACAAAGGAAUAAAGAAAAAAGAUUAAGGUAAAGAAUGAUUGUCUAAAACUGGGCAGCUUUUUUGAAAGCAGUCUAUAACAAAAUCUCCCCCUUUAUGUAUAAUUUGUAUGGGUGUGUUGAUUUUAUUUUAGGUUCAAUAAUAGUUCAUCUAAUGCAUGCAUUUUAUACAUAGCUUUUGAUAUACAAUAUGCAUAUGCAUUAUGAUAGUCUAGAAUUGUGUAGGACAUCAUCCAUACUGUAUUACAGUAGUAAACCUGUUCUCCUAUUUGUACUGCAUGUACAAUGGUGACAGGAACAUUCCAUAUCUAAAAAAAUUGACUUAAAAUUUGACAAAUAGCAUGUCAUAGCCAUUUACUAGUCGGGCAUCCCUGGCAGUUUGUCUUAUAUUGAAGAACCAAUAGUACAUAACACAACAGAUAGCAUGUGCCUUAACAGUUGUGUGAACAUCAGCUGGUGUUAUAUCUACAGAGUAAACCUUGCUAGCAGUGAUGUUUUUUUCCUGAUGUAGCUGUGUAACUAACAGUACUACAAACUACAUAAGCUAUCAGAAAACCUUCCACCAAUGCUUCCAAAGUCAGUACAUUACUGAAUUAAAAACUGUCCCAAGA